GGGGAGAGUCGGAGGAGACGGACCUGUGGUUGAGCUCAGUUGAACCUCAGCGUCCGACUCUGGAUCGUCUUGGCUGUCGGUAGCUCCAGAUAACUGCGGGUCGGCAGCUAUGUCAGCACACGGCGAACAUGUCAUCCCAUUGAAACGAUGAAAGACAAAAUGAAGGCAGAAGAUGGAACACAGUGUGGAAUACACUCCAGCUCCUGAUCAGAUGUUUUCCAGCAAGUAAUUAAACAAGCGGGAUCUGAACGCACUAAUGGCGAAACACAUUUUUAUGCUCUGUCUUGUCUUGUGGAGUGGAGAAAGGAGUGACAUUUCAGUAGCCGCUGGCCUUCCCAAAAAAGAUCAAGAUUUGCAUGUAAUAUCAAAAAGCAAAAAACACUCUCUGUCGUACUGGGGGGACGUGGACGGCUCGAGUUCCUCAGCUCCAUCCAAAGAUUUGGAAAGGCAAGCUCUGAACGCGCGGGACGGUGCUGGAACAUUGCCAAAUGCCAUUAAACUCAAUGACAGCGGAUCUCAUUAUUUUUACCUCAAGAACAACGUCGAGGAGCAAACAGCUGUGGCCAAACCUAGUGCCGUGCCCUUGAUGCCUAAACACAACCCUGACCUUACCAUGAACCACCAGGAAAUGAGCAAUUUAACUAAUGGAGAGGUUGAAGAGCCAAUUAAUAAUCAGAGUCGAGCGCUGGGUUCUGAUGAGCUGUUGGCUCUUCAGCUUCAUUUACAGACAGGUGUGGACGUUCUGCCUGAGCAGACUCACCGAACCGCUAGAUGGGUCAUCCAGUCUGAAGAGAGCCAGUCAGGGCCACGCCUGCUGAAGAAGGGCUCCCACGCUCGCCACAGGAGAAGCUGGCUCUGGAACCAGUUCUUUGUGAUCGAGGAGUACCGGGGGCCUGAGCCGGUGCUGAUCGGACGGCUGCACACCGAUAUGGACAGAGGAGACGGACAGACCCGGUACAAGUUAGAAGGAGAGGGAGUGGGAUCGGUGUUUGUCAUCGACAGCAAGACUGGCAACAUCCACGUGACCAAGUCUCUGGACCGCGAGGAGAAGGAUCAGUAUCGCCUCAUUGCCACAGCGACAGACAGAGACACAGGUCGGGCCCUGGAGCCAUCGUCCGAGUUCAUCAUCCGAGUUCAAGACAUCAACGACAACCCGCCUGUCUUCCCCGAUGAACCGUACAUUGCAACAGUGCCGGAAAUGGCAAACAUAGGCACGUCCAUAGUGCAAGUCACAGCCAGGGAUGCAGAUGAUCCAACAUAUGGCAACAGUGCCCGGCUGGUGUAUGCCAUCACGGAGGGUCAGAGCCAUUUCUCAGUGGAUCCCCAGACAGGUGUUUUAAGGACAGCGGUUCCUAACAUGGACAGAGAAACUCAAGACGAAUACCAGGUUGUACUUCAAGCCAAAGACAUGGGAGGUCAUUUAGGUGGAUUAUCAGGCACGACCACAGUCACCGUGCGGCUGAGUGACGUCAACGACAACCCGCCUCACUUUAGAAGAAGUGCGUGGUCAUUCUCUGUAUCUGAGCUGGCAGCUCCAGGCGUGGAAGUUGGCAGACUCACUGCCUCAGAUCCAGAUCUGGGUGAAAACGCACUGCUGGAGUUUGCUAUCUUGGACCUGGAGGAGGCGGACACCUUCAACAUAAGUGGACGAAACCAAGAGGCUGUUAUCGUGCUGAACAAACUGCUGGAUUAUGAGACCCGCAGUUCGUAUACUUUUGCUGUGGAAGUAGCCAACCCCGUGGUGGACGCCCGCUUCAUCAAAAAUGGCCCCUUUAAGGACCAGGCGACAGUUCGGGUGAUGGUCCUCAACGCAGACGAGCCGCCACGCUUCUCUCACGCUAGAUAUCAUCUGGAUGUGUCCGAGAACUGCCCCCCGGUCUGCUCCGUGGGCCUGGUUUCAGCUGUGGACCCGGACACCGGCCAAAGCAGCAAUAUCAGGUACUCCAUCGAUCCUCAGUCAGACCCCGAGGCCUUGUUCCGCAUUGCUUCCGACACAGGCUCUAUCAGCACAGUGAUGGAGCUGGACCGGGAGCAGGAGCAGUGGCAUAAUAUCACUGUCAUCGCCACACAGCGAGAUAAUCCAAAUCUGCUGUCAAGGGUCGUGGUUGCCAUAGAGACUCUGGACCAGAAUGACAAUGCCCCAGAACUGGACAGGCAGUACACAACGUCUGUGUGUGACUCCACCGCCCCUGGUCAGGUCAUUCAGGUUCUGCGAGCCAUUGACAAAGACCACAUCGGACAGGACACGCCGGUCCACUUCAGCAUCCCUCCAGACUCCAGCUCCGCUCUCAAUCUCACCAUAAGGGAAGGCGGUGGUGUGACAGCCAGCCUGGUGCUUGAGUCAACUUUGGAGCCCCGCCCGGGCUAUUCGUCCUCCUUGCUCACCAUGUACGUGCCAGUGGUGCUGCGAGAUGGCGCCUCAGGUCUGACCAACACUGGCACGGUCACGGUAACCAUUUGCCCCUGUCUGCGGGGGGGCAUGAAGACCGAGGACAGAACGAGACAGCGGGACCGGCGAUGGGAGCGACACAUGGUGUGUCUCCCUGUGCAGGCUUCCUCACCGUCCCUCAUCUUCAGCAUGGUCACAUUGCUGGCCAUGCUGGCGUGCGUCACCACCUUACUGGUGGUGUGUGCGCUGUCACUGUCAUUGCGGCGUCAGAAACGAGACUCCCACUCGCCCUUCGAGGACGAUGAUGUCAGAGAGAACAUCAUAUCCUAUGAUGACGAAGGGGGAGGGGAAGCCGACACGGCAGCCUUUGACAUCACUGCGCUGAAGAACAUGCACAGAAUGCAGCACAUGCAGAACCGAAACAUAUGGUACACGCAGCAGAGUAUGCCAAGGGGCAGAACGUACAGCUGGAGUCGCAACCCGCGUCCCAGCCUGGACCCUCAGCAGCGGCCAGGUUCCGCUCCUCACUACGGACGCCUUGGCUACAGCUUCCAAACGCUGCCUGUUCUCAGAGAUUAUCCAGCAGGGCCCCUGGAGGCCGGUGUGCAGCUGACGCCAAUGACCCCAGCUCUCAGUGGAGGUUACGCUGGCAGCUCCCUCAUCAUACCGAACCAGAGCACCUUUGAGCCUCUGAUGCACGCAACCCACACCGUCGCGGGUAUUUACGACGCACAGAACAUGCAGAUGAAGGGCAAAACUGCAGAGAGGAAAGAAGGUGGCGAAACAAAUGUUGCAGAAACAGAACUGAGCCUGGCACAGACAAAGAUGAAUCCGGAGGUGGCCUGUCAUCCGACGGUUCUGACCUUCAUUGACCCCCGUGAUUUAUCAUGCCAGAGUCGUGCCAGUAGCCUAUCGAACCCGAAAGAGUCGCACCCCGAGUCGUCGCAGACCCAGGCCAGCACUGGAGCCAGCAGCACGGAGGACGACAUCGACGAUACAGAUUCUUCUAUUAUCUCCACAUCAGAGCAAGUUUAUUCAAACGGGAUUCAUACCAACUCCAUUAACCCAGAACUUUACACCAAAGGAGACAAUUACAGCAUCGUGGGUUCACUCAAUCCAAAGAGCAGCGCAAUGAACGGAGCUGGCAGAAGUGGGCUGCGCUCAGUGGGCGCAGAACUGCUUAACACACUGCAGAGAAAGGAUAUAACUCCACAGCCUUUGCCGUUACCCGGGACCUUCAGAGGAUUUGGGUACGGGCCAGAGGCCGCCAGAACACAAACCAGCAAUCCUCAGCCUUUGAGAAUGGAGGACAUACUGAAUAUCCGGCUGGAUCAGGUCACCUUCGAUCAGUCCCAGCCACCCUACGACUCCCUCCAGACCUAUGAGUUUGAGGGUCGCGAUUCGAGGGCAGAGUCUUUGAGUUCGCUGGAGAGUGACGGGGAUAAGGAGGAAGUGAAGGCAGUGGGAGGCAUGGAGGAAUUAAACCAGAAGUUUCAGCGGCUGGUGGAGAUCAUCAGGGAAAGGGAGUCAGAGAAACAGCAGGAGUCUGAUCCAGCCCACAACACUGAGGCUUCACUGGAGGAGACUGCAAAACAAAGCGAAGUCAAAGAGAAUGAACUGCACAGAUGGGUUUUUUAGACUACAGUGAAGGAAUAGCCAGAGAGAGGAGAUGGCAGCUGACAGUGAUCUUCAAGACACAGUCGGGGGCGAAACACAGCCCCUGACAGGAUUGUUCUUCUGGCAGCCUGGUCAGGAUCGUAUGUGAAAUCAGUGCACAGCGUACUUUUUUCAGUUCCGCUAUAGAAAACACAUAUGGAAACUGUCACUUCAGACACUGUCUUGUCACUAAUAUUAAUAAUGCACACGUGCUUUCAACACUAGAGUUAUGAAAAAUGUAACCUUUUUUUAAAUAUUGAUUUAUAGUCCUGAAAGCGACGUUAUUCCAAAACAGGCCUCGUUGGAAAAUAGGUUUCAUUAACUAUUGAGCGCACCAGUCAAGAGUUAAUAUUGAUACUUAAAUAGUGGCACGUUUGGUCGCAGUCCUUUGAAAUAGACCGCUUUGGAAUUUCUUUCACUUUAAAAGGGUGAUACGGGGAGAUGGCCGGCAGCGCCUCUGGAGACUGUUUAUGUGAGAGACUGCUCUGAUCUGCUUAUGAUGCGAAGCCCCACUGAGUUCAUAGAGACAGUGAAACCAAACUGCUCACGCGGACAACAUACACUGAGAUGUAAUUAGAUUGUUUCUCAAAUAUACUGUUGCCAAAGUAUCGUGAUCAUGCAGACUAUUCAAGGCUCAGCUAGAAAGGGAUUUCGAAAUAAAAGGAAUUCACACUCACGAUGACACAUGUAGGCCUAGUUCAUGCUUUCUUUGUGUUGACUCGAGGCUCUAUGUUGGGUUUCUGUGCGGGUGAAUAAUUAUCCUGAUUACAAAGAGGACAGAGUCUGUCCGUCCAUUUAUCUGCACUGACUGGUGUGGGUCCACCAGCGUCCGCUCUGUCUUUAUGUCUGAGGUGUAAACUUAGAGGUGAACAGGGAAAAAAAUCAAAGCUCCAAAAAAAAAAAAAAAAAAGAAACAUUUUGUUUGAAGCAGCUGCUGUUACUGUAACAGCUGAGCUUUAGAAGGUGAAUGCGAAGGAGGAUUAGGCAAACUGAAAUUCAUCGGCUUGAUUUUCUCACACAGUUAAACACAUUAACCUGGAGCCACGCCGUUUUCGGGAACAAAAUAUGCUCAGCAGUCGACAGCACUGGAUUAGAGUGCAUGCAAGGAGAACUGGAAUUAAAGAGAAGCUGUGGUACAUGAUAGUAGUUUGUUGUUGGUGUUCUUAAUGUGUCAUAAUCUCUCGACAAACCACUGGUUUCCUAAAAGGGAUUGUUUUCAUGCAGGUCUUGUUUUCAGACAGUGGGUCUCUUAAACAAGUCAAAAAAGUUGUACCUCAUUCAAGCCAUACAUUCCGCUGUGAUGUCAGGCUGCCCUGCUUCCUGAGAGUGCUCUCUCAGCAUGUGACGUGAAAACAGUUCAUUUACAUGUCUGUCUGGGAUUGAGCUAACAAGGUUUUGACUGCCAGGCAGUGUCACUGCAUCACGCCACACUCACAGCUCAGUUGAAUCUGAAAUAACACAUCUCACAAAUGGACAGACACGUGACUCAUGGUUGAUUUGCACAGGUCCAAAAACGGGUGUGACCCCAUUGUACUUCAUGCACUUGAUGGGUCGGCCUAACCCGGUAAUGUGGCUAUAGAGUUAGUGAGGCCUGACGUAAAACAAUUUGUUUCUGUAAGAAAUAUUUCCUGCUCUCGAAAUGCUGUCAAACUUACAAGUAACUUACCAGAGCGUGAUCAAAUUGUAUGUGGUAUUUUGGUUGGCAGUAGAAAGCAUAUCAAUAACAUGAUGCACUGCAACAAUUGAAGAAAUAAUAAAAGCCAGUGUUUUUAAUUCCACUUUAAUUAAACAUGAUCUGCAAAGCCAAGCAACAAUAAUCUGUUUUUGUACUCCAUCUCGUGUUUGUUUCUUUGUGUUGAGUUUGACACCUCCCUGUCACAGUGAUCAUUAAUAUUGACAUUGACAAGACAGUCUGGUGAUGGCUGUGUCAGUGUUGUAGUCGAGAGACUGUCUAACACGAUGCCACGUGGAGACCAAGACAAUAGCAUGCAGAGACUAAGACCAAGACUUAAGCGACCUAAGAUUGUGUGGAGCCCUACACCAAUGAGAGGACAGACACCAAGCAGAAUACAAAAUACAGAAGUCUAUUAAAGUUAGACACACACAUAAGAAAUGGCAUGCUAUCAUGGGGACAAACUAGUAGUUUGGUCUCGCCCUUCAUUGGUGUCAGACCCUCAAAGUCUUGGUCUAGGUCUCCGUAUGCUUUAGUCUCGACUCAAGUGUGGAGGUCUGGACUGCAGCACGAGACUGAGUGAUUUGAUGCUAAACACAAGGUGUAGGAUGGUGCAUUAAUGAAGGGAACUUUUGAGUAAAAGAAAACUUUUGGGUGUUUGUCUGCAUCUUGCACUCUGCCAGCAUUCAUUACAUGGGCCGACUCGCAACAGUAAACAUGUUAGCCUAUAAUUACAAUCAGCAGCAUCGAGCUAUUCUUAUUCUUGAGCUGAAGUCGUUGAUGUUAUGAUGCCGAUUUUUACUGCUCUAAGAUGGAAUUCACAUCUGCAAGCUAAGAUCUCUGAAAGGCAACUGAGAGGUUGCUCUACCUGGAUGUCCUCCAGUCAGAUAUGUCUGUGCUAGUACUGGGCUGAAUGGACUGAAAUGAAAUAGAUCCUUAGCCACUGAAUUAAAAGUUAAGUGCAUCCUUGACAAGAAGCUGGAGCAGGUGCAGAUCAGCGCAUUCGAACCUUGAGCGCAGGAAGCAUCUAUUUUGUUUCCCAAACAGCUGCAUGCAUAGAAUCUCCCUCCUUAUCACGCCCACACAAAAUUAUUUAUAAUUCGCUAUUGUCGCUGCUGUUGCUCAUCCAGAACUAUCUUCGACGUUUCAUUUAUUCCUCCUUUUUCGGAGGCGAAAUUAGGAAAGAGCUCAACGUGGUGGCAUUGUUCUUGAGCCGAGCUGUGGGGAAGCAGCAAAAUAAUGAUUUACGCUGAAAUGUUGGGCUGCCUUUCAGGCACUUCUGCUUUCCCACAAUGGCUGCGUUUCAAGAGCUAUUUCAGACGGUAUGUUCAGACGUGAGGAGGCUUUCUUAAAAAAUAUUGAUGGAAUAAUCAGUUUGUUGAUCUGCUGCCGUCUUUCUCUGUUGUGUUAAUCAGCAGGAACAGCCAAAUGAUUAUGUGAGGACGAGUAAAGGUGUAAAGAAGGACGGUGAGAAAUGUAGGAGAGAAGAGAAAGUACAAAAUGAGACAUCAAAGUAGACAUCACCACGGUGUUCUCUGCACGUCGUGUCCAUGAUGAAAAUGGGUUUGGUAGAGGAGGGGCACACAUAUUCUUAAUAAAGGUAGGAUGAUGACGUUGGAUGAAAAGUCAAAUACUGAAAUUAUGGAUUCAAAUUAUAUGCUAGAAAUUCAUGUUGACUUGCAUGAACUGCCAGGUUGAAUCUUCUGACUUACUGUGAGGUCGCGGAGUCGGGGAUGAUGCCAUGGUGCCACCUAUAGUCCAGAUCGCUAACUACAUCAAAGCGACAGAAGAAAUUCAUUUCACAUUUUCAACAGAGAAUUUGGUUGUAGCACAAAUAAGGAGCAGUUUUAUCACACAACAAAGACGUUAUGAUCAAAGCUUCAGGACAACAAACAUGCUGAUUUCGUGGACACACCAGAGAUAACGGGAAUUACAGAUUCAGAUUUGCAUCGAGUGUUUAAUCCACAUUGUUGUUAUAAUCAUCCAUUUCUCACCAUAGCAAUAAAGAUAUCAUUUCUAAAGGUUUGACCACAGAUGGCGGCAAAGUCUACAGUUAAGUUCACAACCAGAGUUUGAGACGCAAGUCUGUUCAUUUUACAGAAACACAUUCUGUUGUUACAGUGUUGAUGGUGCUUUAAAUGUCUUGCUGCUUGUAGUGUCAGGAUGCAUUGAGCAUUUUACCUUUAUCGAUGACAGUCAUUUUUAAAAAGGGUGCAGUGCUCUGUGGAAGUGUGCCAGUUAGCAAACAUGAAAGAGUCCAUCUACGACAAAUGGAAGUCUGCGGAUGUGCUUUGAGUUUCUGUUUACUGUCCACAAAUCUGCAUUACUCUGCUGCCAAAUGAUAUUUGGUGUCUUACAAACCCUGCAGCUGCAAGGAGGUGCUUGUAUUGAACAUCCUCAGAAAAAAAAACACUGCUCAACAGAACAUGGAAGGCAGUCAUGAUGGGUCAAAUGGGUCAGGUCUAGUGUAAAGACGAUCUACUGUGGGACACGCUGCGAGGGACAACCAGCCACACUGACCAUCUAUUCAACAACUUCAGCUGUUUAAGUGGAGUCUAUAUACGAGAAAGGAAAUGCAGAGGAGUAUGAAGACGCCGACUUCCACCCCGGAUUAUAAAUGUGUCCUAAGCUCAGCGCAUAUGUUGACGCCUGAUUGCUUGAACACAAUUAUACGAUUGUCGCCUCGUGCGGCUCUUGAGUCACGACUUGUGUGGAAGAGGUCUCACAAUAAUGUCUAUAAUUGUGUCCAGAAACAUCCCUCGUGGCAGUAAUGAGCCUGACCGCUGUUUAAUUAAACACAAAGAAUAGUAAUUUUUUUUUCUUUAAAUCCCAGCAGCUGCUCGAACGUCGCUGGCUUUAAUGGGGGGUUUUCACUGUCACAGUUUUCCAAGAUGAAAGCAGCAGCAUCUCCUCGCCUGCCUCCUGUGACAGCACGCUGCUGUCACUUGAAUUAUGUAAAACAUCAGAUUGUCUCAAAUCAUUUCUGUGUUGGUUGAAUGCAGGUUAGAUACAAUAAACAAGCAGAAAUGAUGGAGAGGUUGGCAUUCACAGGAUUAAAUAUAAAUGAUGCCAAGGUCUUCUACGUCCCGUGGAAUAUUGUUUUAGCAGAAAAUACCUCGAUCAUUAUGUAUGAUCAUGAAGGAGGGAGUUCACCAGAAUAUACAGUACAUACAAGAGUUGAAAGGCAAAAGAAAAGGAGGAACAAUUGAAGCGGAGUAGAAGCAGAAACAUCACAUGUGUGUGUUUCCUUCUUCAUCUAAGAAUGACACGUUGUAAACACCAUUGUUCCCGUUUUCCAUUCUUCUUUGUCUGGUUUCUCCAGGAUAUUCUUCAAUGCUGGGUUUCUCUGUCUUCUUCCUGCAGGAACAGGAACAAACAUUUGAUAAUCGUAGUUAGUUAACAUCAGAAUCAUCAUCAUCAUCAUGAUGAAUUUGUCCUCAGACAAAUCAGAAUCAGACGUGUCUGGUGCUGAAAUGUGUUAUGAGGAAAAUAAUGUUUGAUUUUCUGUAAUGUCAUGCCAAAAAACAAUGAAUGUGGUUACAUGGUUUAUUUAUUUAUUUAUUUUAAUAAACAAGAGUGCUUCAGUGAGUAGUUCACUGUUUGGGGAGAGAAAUUUCAUCUUCAUUUCGGAGCUUCUGGAGGCAACAGUCUGUGUUACUGAGCACAAUUUAGUGUAACUGUGGUAUU
This is a messenger RNA of Synchiropus splendidus (mandarinfish), 9404 nucleotides long. RefSeq names its product cadherin-24 (gene cdh24a). Gene Ontology annotation, molecular function: cadherin binding; calcium ion binding. Gene Ontology annotation, cellular component: plasma membrane; catenin complex; adherens junction. The record is from RefSeq and is a predicted model, not a curated record. NCBI's taxonomy places the organism in Eukaryota, Metazoa, Chordata, Actinopteri, Syngnathiformes, Callionymidae. Gene Ontology annotation, biological process: homophilic cell-cell adhesion; cell morphogenesis; multicellular organism development. The coding region runs from base 257 to 4027 and encodes 1256 amino acids. The transcript is spliced from 14 exons.